Messenger RNA from Eucalyptus grandis, 1716 nucleotides. Its product is annotated as receptor-like cytoplasmic kinase 176. The coding region runs from base 230 to 1408 and encodes 392 amino acids. Gene Ontology annotation, biological process: protein phosphorylation. The transcript is spliced from 6 exons. Gene Ontology annotation, molecular function: protein kinase activity; ATP binding. The record is from RefSeq and is a predicted model, not a curated record. Lineage: Eukaryota; Viridiplantae; Streptophyta; Magnoliopsida; Myrtales; Myrtaceae.
CUUUCACAUUUUGUACACCACCACCUCCUCUUUCUUUCCACUUCUCUCGGGUCAAGCUUUCACACUCUCCAUCAUUUUCCUUUUUUGAAGCUUCAGCUGCUGCCUCUCUCUUUCUCCCUCUCUCUCUCCCCCCUUUUUUCUCUCCCUCUCCUGGAAGCUGCGUUGGUGUCCUAGGAGGGAGAGUAGAGGAGAGGCGAAACGUUUUUGAUCUUUUCUUAGCUUCUCCGAUAUGGGGUGUUGCUUGAGUGCAAGGAUCACUGACAAUCUUUUUCGAACAGGGGGGAGACCAAAUGUCUCGGGUGGUUUGAGCGGUAGGGUGUCAUCCUAUUCGGGGCCUCAAACUCCUCGGACAGAGGAUGAGAUAUUGCAGUCAACCAAUUUGAAGAGCUUCAGCUAUACUGAGCUCAGGGUGGCGACCAGGAACUUCCGGCCUGACAGUGUGUUGGGUGAAGGAGGUUUCGGGAGCGUUUACAAGGGAUGGGUUGAUGAACAAACCUUCGCUGCAACCAAGCCUGGAACUGGCAUUGUCAUUGCGGUCAAGCGGCUUAACCAAGAAGGUUUCCAAGGUCACAAGGAGUGGCUGACCGAAAUUAAUUACCUGGGGCAGCUGUACCAUCCUAAUCUAGUGAAACUGAUUGGUUUUUGCUUGGAAGAUGAGCACCGGCUUCUGGUGUAUGAAUUUAUGCCCCGAGGCAGCUUGGAAAAUCAUCUGUUCAGGAAGAAUUCCUCCUAUCAACCACUUUCUUGGAAACUCCGCCUAAAGAUUGCACUUGGUGCUGCCAGAGGCGUCGCGUUUCUCCAUAGUGAUGAGGCCAAAGUGAUAUAUCGUGACUUUAAGCCAUCCAACAUCUUAUUGGAUACGAAUUACGAUGCAAAACUUUCUGAUUUUGGAUUGGCCAAGGAUGGGCCGACAGGCGACAAAAGCCAUGUCUCUACAAGAAUAAUGGGUACCUUUGGAUAUGCUGCUCCAGAAUAUAUGGCCACAGGGCAUCUCACUGCAAGGAGCGACGUCUACAGCUUUGGGGUUGUCCUCCUCGAAAUGCUAUGUGGCCGGCGAGCGGUGGACAAAAACAGGCCAGCGAGAGAGCACAACUUAGUUGAAUGGGCCAAACCUUGCCUUACUAGCAAACGGAAGAUUCUCCAAGUGAUGGAUCCUCGUAUUCAAGGGCAGUACUCAGUGGGCGGGGCCCUGAAAUUGGCGAAGCUCGCAAUAGGUUGCCUCUCAACUGAACCUAAGUACAGGCCGACUAUGAACGAGGUGGUCAGAGCAUUGGAGCAACUCCAGGCUUCUGAAGAGGCGAAAGCUAAUGAAACUUUAUCGGAGGGGCAACACCCUUCAAGUUCGAGCGACGGCUCCAAACAUCCUAGAAGUACCAACCGCAAUCAUAACGAACACAAUGUGCUUUAAUGAAUGGCAUGCUUUGUAGAGUGAUGCCACAUUGGGAGGCGGCAUUUGAACUUGGCGUAGCCACGCUCACUGAAUGAGGCUUCAGUUUGGAGGCUGUAAGGCACAGACAACUCUGAUCCCCCAAUCGUUCUGUCCCAUUGAUUUCAGUGCCUCACUGCCAAAUCCUGAAGAGAGAAUAUCGUGUCUGGUUGUAUGUUAUUCCUGCAUAGCCUAUAGUAUCAUCCACUUGCUGUGUAUAUAGAUGCUGUUUACUGUUCCUGUACUUCAGUCACUAGUAAUGAAUACCGACUUUUGCCUUGCCGAGUAAA